AUGCAGUUGCUCGAGUGCGCGCGAUACGGCGCGAGUGGAGGCGAGGGCGUGGUUCACGCGAACGAUGCGCAUCCCGGAAGAGUAGGGACGCUGCUCGACGCGAUCGAUCGGCACGCGCGGGCGGGUUGCGAACGCGCCGGGCUCUUCGUGACGCGAUCGUUUGGACAGGACUUACACUUUCCGUUGUUCGUGUCUGGAGGCGAUCUAAAGCGCGCGCUGAAAAAUAUCUGUGGCAUGGACGACGAUGCGAAGCGACGCGCGGCUUUGCUCGCGAUUGGUGGAUACACGCACGUCUUGGCGGACGUGCCGUGCAGCGGCGACGGAACGAUUCGUAAGGAUGCGGAUGCCUUGGUGCGUUGGCAUCCGGGAAUAGGCAACGCGCUUCAUUCCACGCAGCUCGCCGUCGCGCGACGGUGCGCGCAACUACUCAAGCCCGGCGGUAGCAUGGUGUACUCCACGUGCACGUUCAACCCGAUCGAGGACGAGGCUGUCGUACAGACUCUUUUGAUGGAUCAAGAUUUGUCGCUCGAGCUCGAAGAGCUCGAUUUACCGCUGAAAGGUCGGCCUGGGAUGUAUUCGUGGAAAGUGGGCGAGCACAUCAACGCUUCGAGCGAAGAUGAGGACGUCUCGAUUCAAUGGUUCGCCAGUUUCGACGACGCCGUUCGUAAAAGCUCGAGCGAGUUUGUCAAGACGAUGUGGCCGCUCGAUGCGCCGGCUCACGCAGAGGCGCUCAGGCUCGAGCUAUGCGCGCGAUUUUUGCCACACGAUGACAACACUGUUGAAAAGGAAGAACGAUGA
Molecule: messenger RNA, 798 nt
Organism: Ostreococcus lucimarinus CCE9901
Lineage: Eukaryota; Viridiplantae; Chlorophyta; Mamiellophyceae; Mamiellales; Bathycoccaceae
Exons: 2
Coding region: 1-798 (265 amino acids)
Biological process (GO): RNA methylation
Molecular function (GO): methyltransferase activity
Source: RefSeq, a predicted model, not a curated record